This is a messenger RNA of Fusarium subglutinans, 693 nucleotides long. RefSeq lists its product as uncharacterized. The transcript has 3 exons. Bases 1 to 693 code for a protein of 230 amino acids. NCBI's taxonomy places the organism in Eukaryota, Fungi, Ascomycota, Sordariomycetes, Hypocreales, Nectriaceae. The record is from RefSeq and is a predicted model, not a curated record.
AUGCGUUGGUUCUUGUCCAAGGUCUGGGGUCCUCCUGAAGAGGUAAUCAAGGUUAUUCCCAGAAUAUGCACCGGACUUGCUUACUUCCUUGAGGGAGCUGUCAACCUGCAAGAGUUGUCGGUCAGAUGGAGACGGGUUGAUCAAAUUGGAUCUGCCGGCCGUCCUCUUAUUCACUCCGGUUGGCAGUUGGAGCAUAUUUUCCCCGGCAGGUGGAAAAGUCUCAAAACCAUCAAGCUCACCUUCAUCCAAUUCACAUUCUCCGCCAACCCUUUCAAGACCUUUAUUCGACGGCAUGCAUCAACUCUACGACACAUCAUGCUUCACAACUGCCGCAGCGACCCACAAGUUAUUAGCAUCAUCAAGUUUGCUGCUUCAUGCCCUGAUGUUCAUCUUCAUCGGUUCGCUGUCUUUCCAGCGCAUGAGAGCCACCCAAGGGUGGAGCUCCUGGAUGAGUCAUAUCCAGAUGGGGAGCAAAUAGUUGUCGAGAAACCUCGGAUUGUUCCAGAGAGUGCGGUACUCGGCUUCAUCAACAGCAAGGACCCUCAGCACCCCGAUCCGUUUGCCGCGUGGGAACCCCUCGAGUAUGAGUAUUGGGGAAUUGUCCAACAGAAGGCUGAGUCGACUUCAAUAAAAUGGCCUCGGAAUAACGGGAUGGCUGUGAAGUUUUCAGUAAAGAAAAGCGACACAUUUUGA